UCGCAGAGACAUGUGCGCUCGCUGUGCCAGCACACAGCUCCAGAUCGGCACGGCUGAUGCACAGACAGCUGCCGUUACUCCGCUCCCCUGACUAUUCUUUUUCAUUUCUCCUCCACACUGCCUCCAUUCAUCCCUGCUGUACUUUCCCCUUCCGUCCCUCCGCUCUGUCAUUCUGCCCUGCACUUUUCCUACAUAAAGGCAGGUCCUGUCGGAGACCGGGGGGGCUUGUGUAACUCGGGCCGCACAUGAGCGCCCGAGAGCCGUUGAUGCUUCCAGCUGGGAGGACCUGCACGCAGCCACGGGACAAACUGGAGUGAGGCGAGGAAGAGGGGAUAGCUCUGAGACAAGAAGAGGAAGAGGAGACAUCUGCAGCGGGCGAUCGGAGUUCAGGUGCAAAACCCAGACGAUGCUGAGUUCACUGGUGCUGCUGCUGUCCCUGCUGGCCCUGUCCACAGGAAGUGAUGCCAGAAGGAUCAGGAAGAGAGGACUCAACCACAAGGACUAUGAAUAUGCCAACCACCCCCAGUCCACACAGCACCAGAAGAACGACCGGUGUCCGCCGCCGCCCCAGAUGCUGCCGGAGAGGGCCUGCGAGGUUCCCGGCUGCCGCUCGGACUCCGAGUGUGAGCGCCAUAAACGCUGCUGCUACAACGGCUGCAUCUACGCCUGCCUGGAGUCGGUUCAGCCUCCUCCAGUGCUGGACUGGCUGGUGCAGCCGAAGCCUCGGUGGCUCGGGGGGAACGGCUGGCUGCUGGACGGUCCCGAGGAGGUUCUGCAAGCCGAGGCCUGCAGCACCACCGAGGAUGGAGACGAGCCUCUUCACUGCCCCACUGGCUACGAAUGUCACAUCAUCAACCCGGGAAACCCGGCUGCUGGCAUCCCCAACCGGGGACAGUGCAUCAAACAGCGCGGUAACUCUGAUGGACGAGGCUUGAGGCACAAAUACUAUAAUAAGGACUACAAGGACUACUUAGGUACCGGUUCAAACAAUGCAGUCGGAUAUGAAAAGCAUCACCACAAGCACCUGGGAUAAAGUAGAGCAACCUGAUCAGCUUCACCCUUGACCUCGACCCAACGCCUGACAUCAACACGGCCCUGUUUGAUCUGCUCACUCCUGAAUCCAGGUCCUCCUGACUCCUGCACCCACGGCCACAGCUGCUACCUCUCUACUCUCGCUGCAGUCCCAUCAUCAUGCAAACUCUGUCAGGGAGGCGGGAGACGCCCCCAAAGCACACAGCCAAAGAAAUAUGAGGGUGGUUCGGGUUUUUUUAGCCUCUCUGUCUGAUGAUUUACAGACGAAGGAUGGUGGUGGUGGUGGUGGUGGUGGUGGAAGCAGAGAAAAAGGCAGAAAACAAGGCAGCAAAGUGGUUUUACUAAAUAUCUCAAAAGAAAAAGGACACUUGUAGCUUUUCUCCCUCUCAGCCACAGAUGUAGUCUUUCACCUCAACACUGCUCGGCCGGUAAAAACAAGUCCAUGUGGCUGUCAGUAUUCAUUCUCUAAAAAAAAAAAAAAAAAAAAAAAAAA
This is a messenger RNA of Salarias fasciatus (jewelled blenny), 1525 nucleotides long. It is a transcript of the gene wfdc1, whose product is annotated as WAP four-disulfide core domain 1. Gene Ontology annotation, molecular function: peptidase inhibitor activity. Gene Ontology annotation, cellular component: extracellular region. Lineage: Eukaryota; Metazoa; Chordata; Actinopteri; Blenniiformes; Blenniidae. The record is from RefSeq and is a predicted model, not a curated record. Bases 407 to 1033 code for a protein of 208 amino acids. Gene Ontology annotation, biological process: regulation of cell growth. The transcript is spliced from 7 exons.